AUGGGUCAGCUCAUCUAUUCUUUCGUGGCCAGGGGCACGGUAGUUCUCGCUGAAUAUACCUCUUUCAAGGGCAACUUUAACACCAUCGCCCUUCAGUGCCUGGAGAAGAUGCCACAAGAAAAUAACAAGUUUACGUUCCCCCAUGGUGGCCACACACUAAACUAUCUCCUGGAGAACGGAUAUGCCUAUAUGGUCCUUGCGGACCAAGACGUCACCCGGCAAAUCAUAUUCGCCUUUCUGGAGCGUAUCAAGGAUGACUUCAACGCCAGAUAUGCUAGCAAGGCUGCGAAUCUUGGAGCCCAUGCCUUGAACAAGGAGUUUGGGCCGAAGCUGAAGGAGCACAUGAAGUACGUGGCCGAGCACCCUGAGGAAAUGAGCAAGUUCGCCAAGAUUAAGGCACAAGUGGCUGAAGUUAAGGGCGUGAUGAAGGAUAACAUUGAAAAGGUUUUGCAACGAGGCGAGAAGAUGGAGCUUCUAGCGGAGAAGGCCGACGUUCUGUCGACUCAGGCUAGCCAAUUUAAGAAGCAAGGCACCGAGAUUAAGAAAAAGAUGUGGUGGGAGAACAUGAAGGUGAAGGCUGUUGUAAUUGGCAUUUUGGUGGUGCUCGCUUUGAUCAUUUGGCUCUCCAUCUGCCAUGGAUUCACUUGCCAAUGA
Molecule: messenger RNA, 654 nt
Organism: Closterium sp. Naga37s-1
Lineage: Eukaryota; Viridiplantae; Streptophyta; Zygnematophyceae; Desmidiales; Closteriaceae
Source: the annotation of a GenBank genome assembly